Hansenula ciferrii is the source of this 915-nucleotide messenger RNA. Its product is annotated as Minor capsid protein. The transcript has a single exon. The coding region runs from base 1 to 915 and encodes 304 amino acids. Lineage: Eukaryota; Fungi; Ascomycota; Saccharomycetes; Phaffomycetales; Wickerhamomycetaceae. The record is from RefSeq and is a predicted model, not a curated record.
AUGAGCAGACAAGAAGAUAUAGCUGCUGAAAGUAUCUUAAAAAGAGCAGAAUUAACAAGAAUUACAAAACAAUUAAAAUCAAGAUUAUCUAAAACAAAUUUAAAAUCCAAGUUGAAGGAAAAAUCUUUAAAUUCAAAUUCAAAUUCAAAUAAUAUAAUUCAUAAUGGUGGUAUAAAUAAAAUUAAUAUAACACCACAAAAAUCUUUAAAACAUAAGAAAUCUAUUGAUUCAAAUUAUGAUGCUUACAAGACAGAAGAUGAAAAUUCACCAAUUAAAUCUUCAAUUCAUCAAACAAAUUUACCACCAUCAUCACCAUUAUAUGAAGAAUUUCAAAUUCCAAUCAUACCUAAAACUCCACCACAACAAAAAAUCAAUUUAAAUACAGAUAUUUAUAAUUCAAAUUCAACAAAUAAAACACAACCAAAUUUUUCAUCACCAGUUAGAGGUUCUGCACAACAGGGUCAACAACAAGGUGGUCAACCACAUUUACAAACCCCAAAAAGAGGAAAUCAUCAUGAUGAAGGCGCAGAUUUAUUAAUGUUUUUAGCAACUUCACCUUCACCAAUUCAAUAUAAAAAUUAUCCAUCAACUCCACAAAGAUCUCAAUCUCAUUUAGCACUAAAUUCUUCAACUUCCAAACAACCUCAACAUCAACAACAAUCAUUACCAAAUUCAUCAUCAAUAAAUUCAUUAAAUAAAUUUGCAACACCAAAUACUCCCAAGAGAAAUCCAUUAAUUAAUUCAAAUAAUUUAAUUAAUUUAUCCAAGACUCCAGGAUUUAAUAUGAAUGAUUAUGUUAAUUUAUUUAGUCCUUCACCAAGAAUCACAAGAACUCCUGGUGGGUUUAUUAAUAAUGGACAACAAGUUGAUUUGAAUGGUGAAAAGGAUAUUAAUGGUAAAUUAAUCAAGUUUUGA